AUGGUGGCUGACCCCAUGGAGGCUGAAACCCUGGCAGACCUUGAGGAUCCUGGCUCCUCUGCCUACCAAGGACUGUCAGGGGCCACACAGCCAGCCAUGGCUGCUGAGCUAGAAGCCCAGGUGUCCUUCAAGCAGAAAACAGGGCCAGAGAGUAGACCUCACAUUGCCCCCAGAACCCCAGGAGCAGACAAGGCCAAAAACCCAGCCCCCUUGCUCAGCUAUGGGGCAUACCAGCUGAGCCUCUCUGACAAGAAUGAACAAUGGUUAGCGACUGAGCUCAGCGGACAUUUGUAUGAAAGAUUUGCUCUCAGUGCUCAGCUGUGCGUUUACAGUUCCCAGUUUGCCCAGCAGAUGGCACUCCUCCACAAUGGCUUUCUGAUCUUCCUGUACUGUGGUGGCCAAUCUCGUUGCCCCCAUCCUGUCCAGCGUUGGCUCUUCCAGUUCCUGACAUUGUGUGUGGCAUCCCAUCCGCAUGGCUACCCUGACCGCCAGCGCAUGGCCCUCCUCGCGUUACUGUGCCGGCUCAGCCUGGAUAGGAACCUGCAGAAGCAGUCCCUCUUGGAGCUCCAGCAACUGCUGCUGGUCCUACUGGAAGGCAUCCAGGACUGGCAGGCAAAGCUGCUGGAAUUGUGCAAGUCCCUCUGUCAUGUCUCUCAGCACCAUCACAACCUAGUGACCGUCAUGCACCUCUUUCCUGAUACCACAGACAGGGGAAGGCGGUUACGGAGAAAUCUGAGCCUCUGCUUCAUUAUAAAGCUUCUCGGAAAGAUGAACAUGGCAACAAGCCCUUGGCAAGAAGAGAUCCAGCUGCAGCAGCUUGGCCAUCUCCUCCCCCUCAUGAAGCCUACCUUUUUGAAGCAGGGCCUGCAGAAGCUUCCAAAGCACCAGGAUGGGAAAGAGCAGCAGGAGGCGCUGGCUGAGCUUGACCAGGAGGCCUGCUACCUCUGCUACAGCCUCCUGAUAUUGGCCAAUGUGGUUGUGGGAACCCAGGCUAUGCCUUCGAGCAAUCAGGGACCACUCCAGCAUCUCUGUGCUCAGCUGCAGCAGCACAUCAGUGCCAGCAUCCGGGAGGACCCCAGCAUCAUGUACCGGACAGAGCUCAAGAACCUGGUUGCACAGACCUAUGUUAAGUGGCAGGAGCUGCUGUCUCGGAGAUGGCUUCAGGGCCAGAGUUAAAACAUCUGAUGGGACCGACCCAGGGACAUAGCACAUCUCUGAGCAGCAGCAAGGAGUCCAGCAAAGCCGGGCAGGGCUGGGCUGAGAGGGGGAGCAGGGACAACUCAGUCCUCCCAAGCCUGAAAAAAAUGCCUCUGCUUGGGAUGAAGUUAACAUUUGGGUUUGUAAUCUUUUGCUGUUUUUAAGGAGCAAAGUUCUGGCAAGGCCUAAGCCCUCUCUAUGUUUGCUAUUUGUUUAGACAACCUUGUGCCUUUAAGAAGUCUGCUUUCAAAGCAAAAGCUCAGAGAAGGA
Messenger RNA from Eublepharis macularius, 1467 nucleotides. It is a transcript of the gene FAM178B, whose product is annotated as family with sequence similarity 178 member B. NCBI's taxonomy places the organism in Eukaryota, Metazoa, Chordata, Lepidosauria, Squamata, Eublepharidae. The transcript is spliced from 10 exons. The record is from RefSeq and is a predicted model, not a curated record. The coding region runs from base 1 to 1176 and encodes 391 amino acids.